AUGCUGCAAUAUUUCCUGAAACGCCUGCUGUCUCUUGGGUUGAGCCUCGUGGCUGCAUCCAUCGUGAUUUUCCUGGCCCUCGAAGUCGUGCCCGGAGACCCUGCCGCGUACAUGCUUGGCAUCAACGCACAGGAAGACACGCUGAAUGCCCUGCGGGAACAGCUUGGUCUGAACGGUACGAUCCUCCAGCGCUAUCUGUCCUGGGCCGGCGGUCUGCUCGUCGGUGAUUUCGGCACGUCCUACACCUACAGGAUACCGGUGGCGGAAUUGAUUGGUGAACGUUUGUGGGUAUCGCUGCCGCUUGCACUCUAUGCCCUGACGCUCAGCACGAUGAUCGCCUUUCCGGCCGGAAUCUGGGCGGCUUCCAGGCGCGGUUCCUAUGUGGACACAGGCGUGAUGGGGGUGACCCAGCUUGGUGUGGCGAUCCCGAAUUUCUGGUUCGCCAUGCUGAUGGUGCUGGUCUUCGCGAUCAAUCUGCGCUGGUUUUCCGCAGGCGGCUUUCCAGGCUGGGACGAAGGUGUGCUUGCAGGUCUCAAAGCUCUGACUUUGCCUGCGGUUGCGCUUGCGCUGCCGCAGGCAAGCAUUCUGACACGCGUUAUGCGCUCCAGUCUGCUCGAUACGCUCGGGGAGGAUUUCAUACGCUCCGCCCGGGCAAAGGGGCUCACAAGAGGUCAGGCAAUGUGGCGCCAUGCCUUGCGCAAUGCGUUGAUCCCGGUCCUCACCAUCAUGGGGCUCCAGUUCUCGUUCCUGCUGGCCGGCGCGAUCAUUAUCGAGAAUGUCUUUUAUCUGCCCGGUCUUGGUCGCCUGGUCUUUCAGGCGAUCAGUUCCCGCGAUCUGAUUGUCGUCGAAAGCGUGGUGAUGCUUCUGGUCUUUGCUGUCAUCCUCGUCAAUUUUUCCGUCGACCUCGCCUACGCGCUUGUCGAUCCGCGCUUGCGGGGUCGGCGAUGA
This is a messenger RNA of Effrenium voratum, 948 nucleotides long. Lineage: Eukaryota; Dinophyceae; Suessiales; Symbiodiniaceae. The record is from the annotation of a GenBank genome assembly.